AUGGAGUAUCGGCACGAGGAUCAACAGCGGCGUCAGCAACUGUUGACCAUCGUUGACCGAGGCAGUGCGGAACAAUUAUUUAAUUUUUUACAACAAUUUCAUCGAAGACCAUUUCGAAAUCUUUCAGAAGUUAUAGGAUAUGAUGGUGUUAUUGAUUAUCAAAUUGAUUUUAUUGAUUGUACAGCAACACGAUAUAAUGUUACACCAUUAAUUAUUGCUGCUGGUAAAGGUUCUUAUGAAAAAACUAAAAUUCUUCUUGUACAUGGUGCUAAUCCAAAUCAACAAUGUUCAACAGGUGAUACAGCAUUAAAUUUGGCUGUUCAUCGUCAAAAAUAUCAUAUUGUUGAUUUACUUUUAAAAUAUCAUGCUAAUCCAAAUAUUUAUAAUCAAUCAGGCAAAACAGCAUUACAUCGUGCUGUUGUUUCAUAUAUUGAUGAAAAUGCAAAUCAUGUACGAGCAUUACUUCAUGCUGGUGCUGAUCCAACAUUAGAAGAUCGUAAUCAACGAAUACCACUUGAUGAAGCUGUUAUGGUUAAUAAACCAGAAAUUGUUGGUGUUUUACUUUCUCACGAUCGAACAUUAGUACAACGAGCUUAUCGAGCAGCAAUUAUUGGCGCACGUCUUGGUCAUGAUAAAUGUCUGGAAAUUUUACUUGAUUUUGGUCUGGAUCCAAAUAUAAGCGAUCGAACACGUACAACACCACUUCAUGUUGCAGUUCGUUCAUUAAAAUUAUCUACUGCUCGUCUUUUGGUUUCUUAUGGUGCCGAUCCAAAUAUGAUAAAUAAUCGUGGAGAAACACCAAUAGGCUUAGCUGAAUAUUUACAACCUGAUCAAAAACAAUUAUUUAUCAAUACACUUAUUCAAUCUGAUAUGAAUGAAGAGAGAAAGAGAGUAAAAUUACCUACAAAAGCCAUACCUUCAUCGUUAACAAUGCUAAAUGUAAAUGCAACUACAGAUACAAUGUCAACAAUAAACAGAGAUACAUCAAGAGUUGAACCAUCAGAUUUCCAUAGAAUUAUAACUGGAACAAUGCAAGUAAAUAUUAUUCCGUAUGUUCAUCCAUUACUUCGCAGUCGUCCAAAUUGGACAUUAGAUAGUGAAGAAUUUCGAAGUCAAACUGAUAUACAUUCAUCUGUACAAAAUCUUCUUGAUACUUCAAGUGGAUCAUAUUGGUGUUCUAUACAGAAUAGAGGUGCUUGGGUUAUUUUUGAUUUAAAACAUCAACAUAAUAUUAGUGGAAUGAGAAUUAUUGGAUGUGAUAGUCAAUCGACACCAAGAAAUGGUCAUAUUGAUGUAUCAAAUGCUUUUAAUGGUCCAUGGUUAAAAGUUAAAGAUUUUACUUGUCCAUUAUCUCAAGGCAAUAAGAAUGAUAUCUUUUUCAUACCAGUAAAAACUCGUUUUAUUCGUGUAUUUAUAUUGGAUAAUUAUGGUGGUAAUGAUAUUCGUAUACAAGGUAUUGGAUUUUUUGGUGUUGAUAUGCGUCUCGUAGAGGCACUUCGAGCAUAUGGACUUGAAAAAAGUCUUCAUACAUUAUUAGCUAAUGGUAUUAACGAUUUAGAAACAUUGGAUGAAAAACGAGAUGAAAUUUUAAAUUCAUCUGACAGAAUUUUGGAUGUGAAUGAUCAUUAUCAAUUAAUACGAUUAAUAGAAUCAUUAAGAUCAUCAAAAUUAACUUAUCUUGAAUGGUUUAAUCCACCUCAAUCGACUGUUUUGGCUGGUGAAAAAUUACAAACAUUUAGUGCUGUUGGUGAUGAAGCAGUAACAGAUCGUGUUAAAUUAGAAGAAAAACUUGAAAGUAGUCCACAUAUAAGAACAGUACUUAUGCGAGAUCUUGAACCAAUUCAAGGUCGUUCAUUAGUUGAUUUUCCUGAUUAUGUUAUAAAAGAUCCUGGUCGAUAUAAAGUACGAGUUGUAAGUGUUGAUUCACCUAAUAUACAAACUCCAUGGCAAGAUAUAGUUGUUGAAUUCUUUUUCUUUAUGUAUAAAUGUAUCUUAUAA
Rotaria sordida is the source of this 1998-nucleotide messenger RNA. The record is from the annotation of a GenBank genome assembly. NCBI's taxonomy places the organism in Eukaryota, Metazoa, Rotifera, Eurotatoria, Philodinida, Philodinidae.